AUGAUGGCUUCGCAGGCAAAGACAGCUGUCGCACCACCCAAGCACCCGAUGCCGUCGUCAUCGUCGUGCUGUGCUUCCAAGGGCCGCCCUCCCGUCCGGCGCUGGUUCCACUGGCACGAACCAGGCACCACCAAAGAAGAGAAGUGGCUUCUGUUUAAGCUGGACCUUUUUAUACUUACGUACACGUGCCUGACCUUUUUCGUCAAAUACCUCGACCAGACAAAUGUCACAAAUGCUUACAUUUCGGGGAUGAAGGAAGACCUUGAUAUGAGGGGCAACGAGCUCAAUUGGCUUUCCACCUACUUCAACAUCGGCAUCAUCAUCGGAAGCCCGUUUACGGCUACAGCACUCACGGUGAUACACCCCCGGUUCUGGCUGCCUGCCUGCACCGUAACUUGGUCGGUCAUGGUGCUAUGCAUGUACAAGGCGACGAAUGUGAAGACGCUCUACAUCCUACGCUUCUUUUGCGGCCUGGCCGAGUCAGGAGUCUUGCCCGGAGCGUGGUACAUUAUUGGAAGCUGGUACCGUAAAUCCGAGAUUGCGCGCCGAACCGCUCUCUUUUACUUCUCGUCCAUUGGCGGCCUUAUGCUUUCCGGUUACAUCCAGGCCGGGCUAUACCACAAUAUGAAUAACCGACUCGGCCUCGCUGCCUGGCGAUGGCUCUUCAUCUUAGACUUUGUGAUCAGCAUUCCCAUUGCGGUGCUGGGCUUCUGUGUCUGCCCAGACGAGCCCAAAUCGAAGCGGAUUUGGUGGAUGACGGAGAGUGAGAGGCAGCGAUGCAUUGAGCGACUGGCAGAGGAAGGUCGCGACGCGGAGCCGGUGCGUUGGAGCUGGGCGAAAUUCGGCCAGCUGUUCAAGUGCUGGCAGCUGUACGGCUUUUGUAUUGCCUGGGGGACGUAUGAACUAAACUGCGCUGUCAACUUGCAACGGUGGAUGGGACUGUGGCUCAAAAGCCUAAAGGAAAACGGACAUCCCAAGUACAGUAUCGAGGAGAUCAAUGCCCUACCCACGGUCAUCGGCUGCUUGCAACUCAUUUGGAUGCUACUCGGCUCCUUCACGGCGGACUGGCUGCAAAAGACCUCCGUCGUCAUUGCCGCCCUCGCUGGAGUGCAGAUGAUCGGGUACAUCAUCUUCUGCGUCUGGCCGGCAAGCGAUUCAGCCAUCAUGGCCGCCUUCUACGUUUCCAGUGCCUACGGCGCCAUCGGUCCGUUGAUGGGCUCGUGGCUCAACUCUUGUUCCGGAGGUGACAAGAUUUUGCGGGCGCUUUCAUCGUCUUUGAUGUCUUCUGUUGGGUUGUAA
This is a messenger RNA of Purpureocillium takamizusanense, 1299 nucleotides long. RefSeq lists its product as uncharacterized. Gene Ontology annotation, biological process: transmembrane transport. The record is from RefSeq and is a predicted model, not a curated record. The coding region runs from base 1 to 1299 and encodes 432 amino acids. The transcript has 9 exons. Gene Ontology annotation, molecular function: transmembrane transporter activity. Gene Ontology annotation, cellular component: membrane. Lineage: Eukaryota; Fungi; Ascomycota; Sordariomycetes; Hypocreales; Ophiocordycipitaceae.